Molecule: messenger RNA, 2571 nt
Organism: Rotaria sp. Silwood2
Lineage: Eukaryota; Metazoa; Rotifera; Eurotatoria; Philodinida; Philodinidae
Source: the annotation of a GenBank genome assembly
AUGGCUAAAGCAGCAUCAGUAAAUAAUUGUGUAUUAGAAUUUAUUUUAUCAACAAAGAGCAAGAAAAUUUUAGUUUGUAAUGGAUACAGAUAUGUUUUAAAUCAAGUAACAAUGAAUAAAAAAUAUUGGCGAUGUGAAGAUGGUGACAAUUGUGGAGCAUAUGUACAUACAACAUCUGAAGACGUUUAUUUAAAACAUAACAAAGUUGAACACAACCAUCUUCCAGAUCCUGAUGAAAUUUUGAUUAAUAAAUUAAUAUCGAAAAUUCGUUAUCGAGUUAUGAAUGAACAUUUAUCUGCUGUCUUCAUUUAUGAAUUCGAAGUAGCACGUGCCAAUCUCACACAAAGUCAAUUAGCUAUUAUGCCAGCAUUUAAAAUUAUAACAGCAUCAGUAAAUAAUUGUGUAUUAGAAUUUAUUUUAUCAACAAAGAGCAAGAAAAUUUUAGUUUGUAAUGGAUACAGAUAUGUUUUAAAUCAAGUAACAAAGAAUAAAAAAUAUUGGCGAUGUGAAGAUGGUGACAAUUGUGGAGUAUAUGUACAUACAACAUCUGACGACGUUUAUUUAAAACAUAACAAAGUUGAACAUAACCAUCUUCCAGAUCCUGAUGAAAUUUUGAUUCAUAAAUUAAUAUCGAAAAUUCGUUAUCGAGUUAUGAAUGAACAUUUAUCUGCUGUCUUCGUUUAUGAAUUCGAAGUAGCACGUGCCAAACUCACACAAAGUCAAUUAGCUCUUAUGCCAGCAUUUAAAAUUAUAAAGUCUGCAUUAUAUUUGGCACGUGCAAGUACAAUUCCAGGAAUACCAAAAGCAUCUCAAUUCGAUAUACCAAUGUGGUUUCAACUGAAUGCAAAUUCAGAACAAUAUUUACUUGCUGAUUGUAAUAGUCCGGCAUUUGAUCGUAUUUUGAUUUAUUCCUCUGAUCGACAACUUCAGAUUUUGUUCGAUUCAGAAAUUAUUUUUUGUGAUGGCACAUUUGCUUCUUCACCACCACAAUUCAAACAAAUUUAUACCAUACAUGCGAUUUAUGAAGAAGAAUCAUUUCCUUGCGUCUUUACUAUAUGUAGUCACAAAAAUAGCGAAACAUAUGACGCGAUUUUAGGAAAAUUAAAAUCAGUUGCUGAAAAGAUGAAAAAAAAAUUUGCACCUUCUUUGAUUAUGUCUGAUUACGAAAGUGGAUUCGUUGAAGUAAUAAAACAAGUUUAUUCAAAUAAUGCCACUCGACACGUUGGAUGUUACUUCCAUACAUGUCAGGCUAUAUACAGAAAAGUGCAAGAAAUAGGUUUACAAGUGCCGUAUAAUUCAACAGUUUGGGUACGAACUGUUGUGAAAUCUCUGAUGGCCCUACCACUAUUGUAUCAACACUUAGUAAAUGACCAAUUUGAUCAAAUUGUUAGCCUGGUCGAUGAACGUUUAAAAAAAGCGAAGAAGCUCAAAAGAACAGCUAAUGAUUCAGAUCAAUGUGAAGCUGCUCGUGAAGAAAUUAGAUUAUGUGAAAUCUUACAUGUUUUAUUAAAUUAUUUCGAACAGUAUUGGAUUAAUACAGUUACACCUGCAAUGUUUUGUGUUCAAGGACUUCAACAUCGCACCAACAAUUUAGCAGAAGGAUUUCACAAUCGUUUUUCCCGUAGACUAAAUGAAGUUCAUGCUAAUGUAUGGAAAGUAAUAUCUACAUUUAUUGACGAAGAAUAUCAUGCAUACCAAAAAAUGGUUCUGAUACGUACAGGUGUUCAAAAAAAAGCUAAUGUUACAGCUCGACAAAUUGCUUAUCAAGAACAAUUUGUUCAAAGUGCCAAUUUACAAGAAGAAGAAAAAAUUCAAUUUUGUAAAGCUCAUGACGUUCAAGGUACUCCAUCAUCAUAUGGCAAAAUCUACUAUGCUGAACGUCGAAAUGGUAAUAUUCAUCUAAUGGCGACGAUAAAGAAAGGACAAAAAGCUGCUGCUGGUGCAUUAACAGUUGAAGUUCUGUCAACGGAGAAAGAGAUUUUCAUAAUAACAACAGCUUUUCUGGAGCACUUAAAAACUGAAGGAAUAUAUUUUCCUUAUCUUCCACUAUGGAAUAAAUUACGAAAUUUAUAUGAUGUUCCACGAAAGCGUGUAAGGAACGUUGUUAAGUUGCUGAGAGAGCAUGUUUUCGUAUCAAAAAAGCAUCUAGUUGAAAUAGACUAUGAUUUUACAACAUCAUCAAAUAACGAAUAUAUUGUACUUGAAGCUGAAAAAUCAAAUCAAGAUGAUCAGGAAAAUAUAACAACAACUUCUGAACUUGUAUCAUGUGAUGAGGAAUCACCAAUCAAAGAUACUUUGACAAGCUCUAUAAUGGAUAGUGAUGAUAAUGAUUUUCAACAAUCAAUUGUUUCACAAGAUACUAUAGCGAAUGUUCAACAUAUCGAUUUCUUUUGUCAAUCUGCAGAUAAAAGAGAAACCCAAAAACAAUUCGAUGAUGAAAUAAAACAACAAAACCGUUUAAUUUCCCAAUUAACAAUGUGGAAUGACUUUGCACCGAUUAAUAGUAAAAGACGUACAAAUACAACUAAACUUACAACUACAAUUAGACAUAAACGUUUAAAAGAAAGCUAA